This is a messenger RNA of Cladocopium goreaui, 2997 nucleotides long. The record is from the annotation of a GenBank genome assembly. Lineage: Eukaryota; Dinophyceae; Suessiales; Symbiodiniaceae.
UGGCGGGCAAGGCGUCCAGCAAAGCGCGGUCCACUUGGUCCAAGUGGGAUUGGGUCAAACUUUCCGUCUUCCAAAAGUUAAAGAAACUCAGGAUGAUAGGAUGGUUGAUCUGAAAUUUGAUGAAAUUAGGAUGUUUACACAACCGAUGUCCCAACAGAUCUGUGUUUUUUCCACAGCUCUAAACCUGACCCACUCACCCCGUGAGGUACUCACAACGUUCUGAACAAAGCUGACGGGUUUGUACAGUCGGAACAUGGGAAAAAAUGCGCCGCCGUUUUUGUAUUUUAACUUGCUCUGUGGAAUGACAAUCAGCACGGUUUUGCAGCAGGAAAACAUGUUGUUCAGACAGAAUGUGUGUAGUUUUACUCCUAUCAACGGGUUUGAAGAGAUCCAGUGAUUUUGAUAUGCUGUGAUGCUGUGUUACAUUCGUGAACCUUAACUUACGUUUGGUGCUGUAGGUUUGAAACGCAUUGAUUCGACGAUUGGUUUCCCCGACUUUGCCCGCAUUGGGGACUCUGUUGAGAGUGGACGCGCCGUUGCCUGUGGCUCUGCUAUUGCCAGUACGAAUGAAUGAUGAAGGCUUCACGAUGUCGAAGGAGCGCGGCCGUGCCAGCGUUAGGCCUGGCCGCGCUUUCUGCGCGGGCCUGGGUGGCGCUACCCGGGUCAGAUGAGCUGCCAAGAUGCCGUGGGCUGGCGCCUGGCGCCGGCGUUCGGGCACUUUCGACUCUGGGAGGUGACACAGGCAGUCAGUCUCAGGGCGCCAGAGGGGUGGCAUCUGCACCAGGCCCAUGUCGGUCCAUGUCUGGCCCGAGCCAUGAGGACCGUGAGGAGGCGAUCGCCUCAAGGCUGCCAGGAAUGAUAACAUGCCGCGGUGAGCGCAACUAUGGCGGGCAAGGCUUCACGAUGUCGAAGGCACAAUGGUGGUUUGAGUGGGUGAUGUCGAAUGGCAAGAGCACGGCCGUGCCAGCGUUAGGCCUGGCCGCGCUUUCUGCGCGGGCCUGGGUGGCGCUACCCGGGUCAGAUGAGCUGCCAAGAUGCCGUGGGCUGGCGCCUGGCGCCGGCGUUCGGGCACUUUCGACUCUGGGAAAUGACACAGGCAGUCAAUCUCAGGGCGCCAGAGGGGUGGCAUCUGCACCAGGUCUGGGUUUUUGCGGCAGCUGUUUCAGGCUACUCAGCAUGGCCCUGGGUGCUCGGCACCUUCUGCGGGGAGUCACGGCCCUGGCGGCGGAGAAACGCGUGAGACGGAAACGCAAGGCGCCGGCCAAAUCGGAGAAGAAGAUCCGAGAGGAGAAACGAGAGAAGGGAGUCCUGGCUCGAGAUCUCGCCGGUGCCUUGAAGGUGUCGAACGAGGACAUUCGGCAACGUCGGGAAGAGCGACGGAAACGAAAGCAGAAGGAACGCGAGAUCGCCGAGUUCGAAGCGGAUCCCAUCUACAACAUCACGGAGGGACCCGAUGCGAUUGACCCCAACAUCUUUGGCGCCCCUUUCGUUUGGGUCCAAAUCGGCCACAUCCUGCUGGGCUCCGUUCUCCUGGCCUCGGCCCUCAUCGGCGGCCAAGAUGUGGAGUUUGCAUUGUUCGACCUGCAGGGUGAGACACUGAGCACCCUGCGCACUUCGAUGCUGGUGAUGUUCGUCAUCAGCUUUGUGAACGCCGUGGUGACCUACAUCGAGGAAAAGAACGAUGGCGGCAAAGACAAAGAUGCCUUGGGCUGGUUUUUCAAGGGCCUCCUGCUUGGUGGCGUCAGCUCCUGGCAACGGAUUGGCCGCAUCCAGAAGGUGAAGAAGAAAGAAAGAGAUGCAGAAAUCGAUCAGGUCAUCGAAGCCCUGGAGUCUCAGCCAGACGGCACGCCGCAGAUCUUCGAGCGCGUGGGGGAGCAGGGCAAGAUCCUGACUCCGGGCGAGUUGGAGGAGCAGAAGUUGCUGGAAGACAAGAGCAAGGCGCGACGCGAAGCGCUUAGCGAAGCGCGGCUCAGGCCGAAUCAGACCAUUGACGCUCUUUUCCGGGGCCCGGUCUCUCGACCCGCCGAAGUCCGACCCGCUGCCACCGGGAAAAUUCCGGGUCCCGCUUCGUGGAAGACAGCGCAACGCGCGGCCCGCACCUGGUGUCACAAGGGCAACAUGACUGACCGAUUCUAUCCCGUGGGAAUGGAGGCCGAUGCCGACAAUUGGAAGACCACCUAUGAGGUGAUGAAUGAGAUGAGAUCCUUUGCCCGCAGCCCUUACCCACCAGGCACAGCGAUCCACCAGCCGGGCUCCAGGGAUCACUUUGGCUUUAGCGCGCCUGGGCCCAUUGCCGCCAGGCUCGCCAACGCAGAUCUAGCCUUGACCGAAGACACUGACAUCCCCAAUCCCCGCGAGCAUAUGGCGAUCACACGUAUCCAGGAGCCUGACGACCGAAAGGUCUUCGAAAAACACGACGUGGACGAGAUGUUGAGGACCUACGACUCGCCGGUGGCCAAGGCUACGUUGUCGCCCAAGGCCACUUCGAUGGCGAAGACCUUCUCGCUGCCCACCAUUUCGCGUCGCAGCGAGGCGCCGCCCAAGCUCUCCGAGCGCAACCCCUUGAUCAACAAACUGGAAGACUCGCAUUUUUCGUACUUUGUGCCGAAGAACCUGCAGCGAGAGCAUAGGGACCGCUUGAACAUGUCCGGCCUCAGCAAAUUGAAGAAGGCGAACAUGAUCUCCUUCCCCUUUUCAGGCGAAGGCACUGGCUUCCGUAGCCAAGGUUCUUUGAAUAACUGGUUCCCCAGCGGCAGCUACAGCAACGUGCCUACAUCGUAUCGCAUUGACUACAGCCGCCCAGGAGGUUUCUUCCGUGCCAGCUCUCCUUUUUUGCAGGCCCGGCAGACGGGUGGCUUCGGCGUCUCCGGCAUGUCCGCUGCCGAGGAAGACUUGAAAUAGGUGGACGUUGUGAGAUGUCGUGAGGCUAGUGGUUUUUCUGGUUUGGGUCCGUCCAACUCGUCUCACCGGAGGGGUAAGUCUGUCCCUAAAUCCCAC